GGAAGCGGCGGCGCCAUGGCGGCGGCGGCGGCGGCGGCGGCGGCGGCCCCCGUCCCCGAGGCCUGGCCCGAGCUGGAGCUGGCGGAGCGCGAGCGGCGGCGCGAGCUGCUGCUGACGGGGCCCGGGCUGGAGCAGCGGGUGCGCGCGGCGGGCGGGCGGCUGCCGCCGAGGCUCUUCACGCUGCCGCUGCUGCACUACCUGGAGGUGAGCGGCUGCGGGAGCCUGCGCGAGCCGGGUCCGGGCCUGGCGCAGGGCCUCCCGCAGCUGCACAGCCUCGUGCUGCGGCGCAACGCGCUGGGGCCCGGCCUGAGCCCCGAGCUCGGCCCGCUGCCCGCGCUGCGCGUGCUCGACCUGUCCGGCAACGCGCUGGAGGCGCUGCCGCCGGGCCAGGGCCUGGGCCCCGCCGAGCCGCCGGGCCUCCCGCAGCUGCAGAGCCUCAACCUCAGCGGCAACAGGCUGCGCGAGCUGCCCGCCGACCUGGCGCGCUGCGCCCCUCGCCUGCAGACCCUCAACCUCACCGGCAACCGCCUGGACUCCUUCCCCGCCGCGCUCUUCCGCCCCGGCGCGCUGCCCCUGCUCAGCGAACUGGCGGCCGCCGACAACUGCCUCCGAGAGCUCAGCCCCGACAUCGCCCAUCUGGCCUCGCUCAAGACGCUGGACCUCUCCAACAACCAGCUCAGCGAGGUCCCGGCGGAGCUGGCCGACUGCCCCAAGCUCAAGGAGGUCAACUUCCGGGGGAACAAGCUGACGGACCGGCGGCUGGAGAAGAUGGUCCGCGGCUGCCAGACCAGGUCCAUCCUGGAGUACCUGCGCGCCGGGGGCCGGGGCGGCGGGCGGGGCGGGGGCAAGGCGCACGGCCUGGAGAAGGACGAGGCCCGCAGGAGGCGGCGUGAGCGGCGGAGGAGGGAGAGCGGCGAGGCGGAGGACGAGGAGGUGGGUGACGCCGGCCGGAUGCUGCUCCGGGUGCUGCACGUGUCCGAGAGCCCCGCCCCGCUGACGGUGCGGGUCAGCCCCACGGUCAGGGACGUCCGGCCGUUCAUCGUGGGGGCCAUCGUGAGGGGCCUAGACCUGCAGACGGGGAACGCGCUCAGACGGCUCCUCACCUCCCAGACCAAGCUCCACGAGGAGCUCUGUGAGAAGAGAACGGCCGCCACCGUCGCCACCCACGACCUCAGAGCCGUCCGCGGGCCCCUGCUGUACGCCACCCGCCCGCCGCAGGACCUCAAGAUCGUCCCCUUGGGGCGCAGAGAAGUCAAGGCCAAGGACCUGGUGCGGCAGCUACAGCUGGAGGCCGAGGAGCACAGGAAGCAGAAGAAGAGGCAGAACGUCUCAGGCCUGCACAGGUACCUGCACUUACUGGACGGUAAAGAAAGCUACCCCUGCCUUGUGGAUGCAGAUGGCGAUGUGAUCUCCUUCCCGCCCAUAACCAACAGCGAGAAGACGAAGAUUAAGAAAACCACCUCAGAUUUGUUUUUGGAAGUAACAAGCGCCACGAGUCUACAGAUAUGUAAAGAGAUCAUGGACGCCCUGGUGCUGAAAAUGGCAGAAAUCAACAAAUAUACUUUAGAAAAUAAAGAGGACGGAUCCGUUUCAGAUACUGAAGCCGACGCACUUUCUGGACAGCUUCCGGAGCCCAGCGCGAACACAAGUGCAGACAAGGCUGGGAACGCCUCCCUGGUGGUGGAGCAGGUCCGGGUGGUGGAUGAGGAAGGGCACCUGAGGGUGGUGUACCCCUCCAAGACGGACCUGGGCCUCGCCGCUCCCCACGUGACCGUGAUCCGCUGAGCCCCGGGCCGCGGCAGGGCGUGUGUGCGGUGCUGUUAUGUUGUUUGUUAAGUUUCACCUCGGUGGUUUUUAAGAUGCGCAUCCCUUGCUUUUCCAGACGAUUCUGUCACAGAUGAUGCGGUGUUGUCGCGUGCUUAGGUGACUUUGCCUUUCGGCACCAAACUGAUUGUACUAACGCUUUGUAUGAAGUUUCUCAAAUACUGGAGUGAGCCGUUCAGGAUGUUUGUUCCGAAAUCACGUAGACACAGCGACUAACGUCAUUCAGGGGAGAAAGACACUGAUUGGUUUCGCUAUUCAGAUCUAAACUGGGAAGCUGAACAAUGUGCGUUUUACAGAACCACACAAUUAUUUUUCUACGAUACAGCAGCUUUUAAAAUCGCACCGAACCAGUAGUGCAGCUUAGAGGCCUGGACUGACGCCGUGUCCCUAGCUGGCCACAAAUCAUCUUUUUAUGAAAAGAAUAUUUUUAUGUGAUCUUGGAAUUGGCAAAGGCAUUUUUCUUAAUACUGUGGAUGCUUUAGGGGUAGAGCCGCACAGGUCCCUCGUGCGGCCCUGGCAGGGCAGAAAGAGGAUCGGGGCUUUGCUCGCUCGUGCACUCGCACCACAGGGACGGGCAGAUGUCGGACCAUGCAGCUCAGGGCCAGCACGCAGGUUUCCGGUGCAGAACAGGCUUCACAGACGCACAGGACACCUCUGCCGUCAGCUGGCCCAAGGACGGACAGUGGCCAUGGCCGCCUGAGGGGUGAACUGUUGUGCAGCAUCUUGUGUUUUAGGGAUUUCCAGUUUUGAAUGUCUGGGCCCACAGACCACCAGUGAGAGUGUGUGUGUGCGUGCGCGUGUGCGCACGUGCGUGUGUGUGUGUUUACGUGUGUGAGCACACACACUCCUCUCUGGAGGCAGAACAUGCUUGCAGCCAGGCACCAGCCAGCCACAGAGUAGGUGGGUUUUACUGGCCUCUGCCUCCCAAGCGGCCUGGAUGUCAAGAAACUGCCUCCCUGGCUUUUGUCAUUU
Messenger RNA from Acinonyx jubatus (cheetah), 2796 nucleotides. RefSeq names its product leucine rich repeat containing 47 (gene LRRC47). Bases 16 to 1785 code for a protein of 589 amino acids. Gene Ontology annotation, molecular function: phenylalanine-tRNA ligase activity; RNA binding; protein binding. Gene Ontology annotation, biological process: phenylalanyl-tRNA aminoacylation. The transcript has 7 exons. NCBI's taxonomy places the organism in Eukaryota, Metazoa, Chordata, Mammalia, Carnivora, Felidae. The record is from RefSeq and is a predicted model, not a curated record.